This is a messenger RNA of Aureobasidium musti, 699 nucleotides long. The record is from the annotation of a GenBank genome assembly. NCBI's taxonomy places the organism in Eukaryota, Fungi, Ascomycota, Dothideomycetes, Dothideales, Saccotheciaceae.
AUGCCGUCUGUCACUGUGGCGCCUCGCGAGCUGCUUUGGUACCAUCAGAUGCAGAGAGAGAACCGCCAUCUUCUCGAGCAAGUCAAAAGACAACAAGCCGAUCUGGACAAGAUCAAGAGUCAAUCAUCUGCCGACCAAGAACAAAGAGAACAAAUCAAGCAGCGUCUUUCUGAACUCGAGACGAAGCAAGCUACGACCACUGAUCGCAGAAGGGAAGAUUUUGAGCGGGAGAAGGAGAUAUUGAAGCGGGUCGGCAAACUUGAAGAGUCUUUUGAGACGCUUCGCAGAGCCAACGACAGUCAACCUAUGGCUACAGCAGCUGUCAAUCAGUGGCAAACGCUCGAACAGAGGCUUGACAUGCUUGAACAACGCCAUGCAAGGGUCCCAGAGCUGGACGUGCAACAACUCAACCAGAGAAUCAAUGCCUUGGCUAAGGUGGUGAACAACCCCGUCAAAGAUCCACGCAACCUCGGUCACCAGCAUGCCAACAAUGAAAGCAUGGAUCAAGCAGCAGGAGCUGGCGACGAUGCUACAAGAACGUCCGGAGGAAGACAGAUCGGAGAAGAAAAGGGCAAGGAGAAGAUGCAAACUGAACGAGAGCCGUCCCUCCAGAGACGCUCAAGUUUUGUUCAAACGAGAAGACGUGCUGGAGAGAAGCUUAUCUCAUUCAGGCCUACUCCUCCAGAUCUGGCCUGGUAA